Messenger RNA from Sus scrofa (pig), 4412 nucleotides. It is a transcript of the gene VASH2, whose product is annotated as vasohibin 2. Lineage: Eukaryota; Metazoa; Chordata; Mammalia; Artiodactyla; Suidae. Gene Ontology annotation, biological process: regulation of angiogenesis. Gene Ontology annotation, cellular component: cytoplasm. The record is from RefSeq and is a predicted model, not a curated record.
AUGGACGCAUUCGGAACAUCGGCGGCUGCCCGGGUGACUCGGUUAUAUGUCACAGAAUAACAUUCGAGAAUGGGACAUGGAAUGAGGCGACGGCCACAGCAGCCCCUAGCAGCCCCAGGCCCAGGCCCAGCCGCCGCCGCAGCAGCAGCCGCAGCAGCAGCCCUCGCCGCCCCCGCCGCACAGAGAGGCUCCGCAGCCAUGAGGCCGGCCGUCCCAAGGCACUGCCCGUAAGCGGAACUCCAGCCGCCGCUCCCCCUUGGCUCGUCCUGCCGCAGCGGGAAGCAUGGAGAAGGCCGCCCUCUCGGGGCGCUGACCCCGCACCGCGUCCGCGCGCACACGCCCCCCGCCGCCGCCGCGCUCCCCGCAAGCCGCCCUCCCCACCCUGACCCCACCAUGACCGGCUCGGCGGCCGACACUCACCGCUGCCCCCACCCCAAAGGCGCCAAAGGCACCCGGUCCCGGAGCAGCCACGCGCGGCCCGUAAGCCUCGCCACCAGCGGGGGCUCAGAGGAGGAGGACAAAGACGGUGGGGUGCUGUUUCACGUUAACAAGAGCGGCUUCCCCAUCGACAGCCACACCUGGGAGCGCAUGUGGAUGCACGUGGCCAAGGUGCACCCCAAGGGAGGCGAAAUGGUGGGCGCCAUCAGGAACGCCACCUUCUUGGCAAAGCCUUCCAUACCCCAGGUUCCAAACUACAGACUGUCAAUGACCGUCCCGGACUGGCUGCAGGCAAUCCAGAACUACAUGAAGACACUACAAUACAAUCACACAGGGACCCAGUUCUUUGAAAUUAGGAAAAUGCGACCGCUGAGUGGGUUAAUGGAAACAGCGAAAGAAAUGACUCGAGAGUCCUUGCCCAUCAAAUGCCUUGAAGCUGUCAUCCUGGGCAUAUACUUCACCAAUGGACAGCCUUCCAUCGAGCGGUUCCCCAUCAGCUUCAAAACCUACUUCUCAGGAAACUACUUUCACCACGUCGUGCUGGGGAUUUACUGCAAUGGCCGCUACGGCUCGCUGGGCAUGAGCCGAAGGGCUGAGCUGAUGGACAAGCCACUGACCUUUCGGACUCUGAGUGACCUCAUCUUUGACUUCGAGGAUUCCUACAAGAAAUACCUGCACACACUCAAGAAGGUCAAGAUUGGGCUGUAUGUGCCCCAUGAGCCUCAUAGCUUCCAGCCCAUCGAGUGGAAGCAGCUGGUCCUCAAUGUUUCAAAGAUGCUGAGGGCCGAUGUGAGGAAGGAGCUGGAGAAGUAUGCCAGGGACAUGAGAAUGAAGAUCCUGAAACCUGCAAGUGCCCACUCUCCAACUCAAGUGAGAAGCCGGGGAAAAUCCCUGUCCCCCCGAAGGAGACAGGCGAGCCCCCCAAGACGGCUCGGCAGACGAGACAAGUCGCCGGCACUGCCUGAAAAGAAGGUGGCUGAUCUCAGCACUCUGAAUGAAGUGGGCUAUCAGAUCCGAAUUUAGUCCAGCCAUACAGCCAGCAACAGGGCUUCUCUGGUGCUUCCCUCUGCACUUUACCCAGCAUCUUCAGGAGGAACUGCAACUAUUUAUUAAGAACUUGUGGCUUUUAUUUUUAAGCAUUCACUUGGAAAUAGACUCUGAGUGGGUGGUAACAAUUUAAAAAAAUUCACGAAGGGACAACCACGCAAAGGCUAAGUAAUAAACCCCACUGGGGCUGGACUGUCUCCCUCACUCCAGAUAGGAGGGAUAAGACCAUAACUGUAGUUUUUUAUUUUCCCACUUACCUGCUUUGUUUUACUUGCUUUGAACAUUAUGCCUCACUAGUAGUAAAUGUUCGUGAAACCCUCCCUCCCACUUUUGAUAGAGUUAAGGUAACUCAGUAUUAAUGUCUUUUUCAGCAAUAACAGAGGCAAAGGUUGGUGGGUUUUUUUUUUAAGCAGUCAAUAUUACCUCAGCAUCUUGACAUCAGAUAUGCAAACUUAAUGGUGUUUUUGUUUUUUUAUAUCCCCUUUGUAUUGUUGCCCCAGUAUUUCCCCUGGGGAUCUCCACGAGGUUUGGAUUUUUUUUUCCCCCUGGUGCACAUGUGCGAUGAGAUUUAAGGUAUUACAUGUACGUGUUUUACUAAAAAGCACUGAUAUUCUUUUGGCAAUACGGGAAACCAUUUUCAGGAUCUUGGAGUUACUUGUUAAUCUUUCUUAAAGCAUCCACAGACAGCAGUUUUUGUUCAUUCAAAACAAAACAAAAAAAGCACGUUCAGGAGCUAGUCUACAGUCUGUCACUAACAUUUAAACUUUGCAGACUCCAGCAAAAAGCACAAAAGGCCAUGCACUGUGCCCCUAAUUGAGCGGUACUGUGAUUACCUGACAAUAACACGCUCAGAAAGGCAGAGGCCAGGAGUGAAUCAGUAGGUCAUGAGAACCAGGUGAACUUUCUGUUGACAUUUCACCUGAUUUUUAAACUCUGAGUCAGGCCUCGAUUCUGCAGGACUCACUGCUGUUGGAGAUGGGCUCUGAUGUCUUAUAUUAAGACCAAACACGGCACGACGUCGUUAUCUUCCAGUACCUUGCUUUUAGGUACUGCUUCAUGACAUUUAGGGACUGGUAUCAGAAAAUGUGAAGACGUCGAAAAGCAGAACCUUAUUUUUAAAUGGAAAAGUCUUCAGGUACAGUGUUAUACCUUCUAGGGUGAUGGAGUCCACGAAGCCUGGUAGGAAUAUCUGGCCUGCACGGGGUAGUGCCAGUGUAACUUCUGGCUGCAGAGCACACAGAAGCGCCAGUGGCCUUCAGAGUCUGUAUGUUGUCAGCUUCUGAGUCACUUGUUUGAUGUGAGUAGCCAUGUCAACUCAUGGAUCAGAAGGCCUAUUUAAGUGGAGUCUGCUGGUCAACAAAAGCGCUAUUUCAGUCUCAGUGCUGCCCCUCUGGCUUUCUUCAACUGAAGGUAACUUGGGAAGGGAGUUAAAAAAAGUAAGAAUCUGCUCAUUGAGAUUCUUUAUCUCUGAGGGUGACAUGAAAAGCCAAAUGACCUCAUCCUUCAGCCAUGGGCACCUGAGUUCACUUUACCCUCAACAGUAUUAAGUUUUCUUGAAAAAGGCGCUCCAACGUCCUUUACAUGAAAAAGGACCAAGCAAGCGUACGUCUCCAUCAGGCCAAAAUACGCAGAUGCUAAAAAGCUGGAACGUCAUCACUUUCUUGGAGAAGAGUGUUACCAGAGUUUAAGAUGAGUUGUCUUUGGGUCUCAUGGCCGCAUAUAUGUAGAUGUUUGGAGUCAUCAGUGAAUCACUUUAUUCUCAUUCUACAGCAUACCGUCUUAGCCCUCUGUCCAGAUGAAAUAUGAGAGAGCCAUCUAUACAGAUAGACCUUUAUCAAUAUGAAAAUUUAUUACAGCCAAUAAGUAGACUACUUAUCAACACUGCAAUCGUUCUAAGAGCUCAGAAUAGGAUUUUCCAAGGAUUAGGUACCGUCCGAUCCAAAAAUAGAGACUGCAGUCUCUUGUUCCCCUUGGAAAGGGGGAAGAAUAGGAAUACAAGCUGUUUCUAACACGCUGAUGUCGAAGCUGUCAAAAUUCCAACUGGCUGGAUGAUUCAAUUAGCAACCUGAUUUUUUCUUCCACACUCACUUCCUGAUUUGAAGAUUCACUUCCCCAAAGCAAGAGUUAGUCAGAGAAACCAAAAACUUAGUUGAAAAUGUUCUUAGUUGUUAUUCUGGUUUUAUUGCUUACGGAAAUGUUAAUUUCUAAAAGAUAUGAAAAGGUACCAAACUCCUAAAUUGUAAUGAAGUAGUCGAUAAUAAGGCCAGAAAAAUAACCCGUAACAUGAUUUUACCCCUUAGAAUUGAUUUUAAAACGGGCUAUAAUUCAAAUGAUAAAAAAACUAUGAAAUGAUUUAACAUCUUAUUUUAAAGUUAUUCAUGCAAGAGAAAUUUUAUGCUUAAGGCAUUAUGGCAAUACAUGCAAAGUUUAAAUGAAUGACAGAAAUUCUGAUUCUAGACUACAUGUGCUGUUUCGAGUACACUUUAUUUCAGAAAGUGAUAUUUAGUAUUUUCUAUACUCUCUGAGGUCAUGAGCAUUUCACUUUUUCUAAGUCAGUUAUUUCAUAAGGAUUUUAUUAAUAGAUAUUGGUAAAUAGAACUUUGGAAAUCUUAAUUCAGUAUUCUUACUAUACCCAAGGCUUUUUGUAAGCUAUAGUUUUAUGUACAACCUUGUACAGUUUUUUUGACAUACAAUUCAGAAUCUUGUUUAUUACUCUCUUGGACUUUGUUCUGGCCAAUACAUUUUUUUAAACUCUUCUAAGAAAAAUUGUGAUUGUUUUAGUGGGUAUUUUUCUAAGUAAAUGAAAACUUGUAUAAUGGUAUUUUAGAGAAUGCCAGAUAAGUGCAUGUUUCAAGUUAAUGGUUUUCUCAUCACUUGUAUGUUUAUACACAGCAUGGGACUUUAAUAAAACCAUCCUGGAAACUCAA